GUCAAAAGUACAAUAAAAUAAAUAUUACAGCGAUAAGAAAACUUGUAUAUUUUUGCUAAGUGAUUGUGUUCAAACUAGUGUAAAGCCGUGGUAUUAUCCUUAUUAAACGAAGAUGUGGACUUCCUGAAACAGCCUGAUUCUUUAUUCGGUUUGGGGGAAUUUGAGCAAUUACAUAUCGCUUAAAUAAAAUAUGACAUAGGAAUUUCACAUUCUCUAUUAUCUUUGAAUCUCACAACUUAAAUGUAUUUCUGAAAUAAAAAAAAUGAAACAAAUUAUAGCCAAACCCAGAUUGAAAUGGAUACUCCUCUUCCUGCUAUCGCUAUUUGUAAUAAGCUGGUGUCUACUUUAUGGUUCAGACAUAAAUCAAACAGACAUACGCUACUGUUUCAUGAAUAGCUUCAGUGCAUCUCCAACAGUUUCAUAUGCACAACAAAAAUAUGCACAAAAUAAGUUUGAUGCUGGUCCGCAUCUCCUGGACGAUAUAAUGCUUACGGAACCGAAACCAAAUGCGAGCGGGCGUAGCAUUAUCUUUCACGAAACCAGUUGUCCAAAUGAAAAACUACGUAGUAGGAUGCAAUACUUGGGCAGCGCACCAAUUAAUAUGAUGGAUCUUACCGCACGGGAAGCAUGUGCCAUUGAAUCGGCUGCAUUACACAAUCCUGGUUUUAGUGUUUUUGUACUUUUUGCCAGUCCCGCUUACCGUGAUUACAAUAAUACUCCCCCAGUGAUAGAAGCGAUACUCAGCUACCCAAAUGUACAUUUACGGAACCUAAAUAUAUGGACUUAUGCAGCUGGAACACCUAUGUACCAGUGGUUAAAAGAUGGGAAACUUUUUCGAUCCAGUUAUGUGCUAUCACACCUUUCCGACUUUUUACGCUAUUUAACACUAUGGCGUUGGGGUGGCACUUAUCUCGAUAUGGAUGUCGUAGUGUUGCGUAGUUUAGAAAAAUUGCCACCAAAUUAUACAGGAGCGGAAUCAACAACAUACCUCGCAGCAGGGGUAAUGAACUUCGCUCCCGAUGGAUUUGGUCAUGAAAUUGCUGAAAAAUGCUUACGAGAUUUCCUAUUAAAUUUCGACGGCAGUGAUUGGGGUAACAACGGGCCAGGUGUCAUAACGCGUGUCAUGAAUGAUGUCUGCAAGACAGCCAACAUUGAGUUAAUGAUGAAUGCUAAACGGUGUAUGGGAUUUCACAUAAUGCCAAGAGAAGCAUUUUAUGCGGUACCCUGGAAAAAGUGGGAAUAUUUCUUUGAAGCACAGUACCUGACUGAAACCCUGAAUUUGUUGCGUGAUUCGUACAUAGCGCAUGUAUGGAACAAACACUCCAAGCAAAGGCAUGUGAAAGUGGGUGCAAACGUAGCUUAUGGUAUUCUCGCCGAAAAACAUUGCCCGAAAGUGUAUGCAGCAGCAGGCGAGUAUUUUUAAAACACAAACAACAAACAAGAACAUUUAAUGUUAAAAAAGGUUAAGGUAAAAAGAAAAAGUAUUUUUAGCAUUUCGUUUAAACGAAAGUAAGUAAUAGUUUUUAGUUUCUGUGUAUGUAUGCAUCUGUGAAAGUUUAAUUCGGAGGCAGACCUUAAACUUUAGUUGGAUACCAAUGGCAUAUCGUAUUUACUUUAUUCGAACCGAAAUUUAUAAUUGUGCCCGAAAAUUGUUUUGUUAAUUAUUUUAUAUUGUUUUAUGUUAUAUUGUAUGCAUAUGUAUGUCCGACUAAGGCAAAGCAUUUGUAGAAUCUCUUGUAUAUGUUUUUUAUUAGAUUUCUAGCACUAACGAUUAAUAUUUUUUUUAUAAAUCUUACUCAAAUAACACACUUUUUCUCCUUAAAUAAACGUGGGAGUCAUCCCUACUAAUUGCAUGCAUGCAAUUUAGUUGAAUAAUAACCCUUUUCUGUAUGUAUGUAUAUUCUCAUUAGCUUAAAUAUAUUCCACACACCAAGCACAUUCACAUUUUGUAAAUAGAUAUACAUGAUAUGUAUUACUUAACGAAUCUCAACAAAAAAAAGAAUACUGUCCCUAAAUAGCAAGUAGUAGAAACCAAAGUUUGUACAUAAAUAUUAUAGUUCAAAUAUGGAUCAAUUUGUAGUAGAAAUCUUGUAUGUAUGUAUUUUAGAGCAUUGUAGAUGAUAUUAUUGAAUUCGAAAUGAUCAUUGAAUUCUUAUACGCACAAUUAGUUUUUUUCUUAACAAUAUUACACGUUUUUUUAUAUUUUUUUAGCAAAAAGCUUAAUAUAAGCUAACCUCGAACACAGUAAAGUAAUGCUCAUACUUGUAUGGUGAAUAUAGAUAAAUAAUAUCCUACCUAUUCCUGCCACGAGAAAAAAUUCUACAUUAUUUUUAUACAUACGUUGUUUUCAAAAGCGAUUGAAACAUCGCAGCAGAAAUCCGAUUUGCAAUAGUUGAUAAUAAGACAAAUAUAAUAUUGGCAUACACGUUGAAAUAGCUUAUGUAUACAUCUAUUUAGCGUGCACUACAUUGUGCACUUACGACAUCACAUCGAUUACACACAUAUGUGUGUCAAUUGGCGUGGAGACUCCUAAUCAAAGUUAUACAAUGAAAUCAAAUGUGUAUUAUAUAGAAUUGUUAUGUAUAAGAUAUUAAGUGUUAUAUGAGAAAUACAUGCACCCGUACACAAAUGAA
This is a messenger RNA of Bactrocera tryoni, 2633 nucleotides long. Its product is annotated as lactosylceramide 4-alpha-galactosyltransferase. The transcript is spliced from 2 exons. Gene Ontology annotation, molecular function: alpha-1,4-N-acetylgalactosaminyltransferase activity. Bases 263 to 1423 code for a protein of 386 amino acids. Gene Ontology annotation, biological process: glycosphingolipid biosynthetic process. The record is from RefSeq and is a predicted model, not a curated record. NCBI's taxonomy places the organism in Eukaryota, Metazoa, Arthropoda, Insecta, Diptera, Tephritidae.